AUGUCUAUGUAAAUUGCUUUGAUAUUUGAUUGUCAGAACAAUAGUGAAUUAAUCUUUUAAUCAGUUUAACUCUUUAGCAAUCUCAUUAAUUAAGUUCUCAACUGGGCUAGAGAUCAGUUAGGAAUUAUCUUAGCUGAACAAAAUUAGAUGAUAGUUGAAGCUUUUAUGCCUAUGAUGAAUAUCUAACAAAUCAAAUUUUUAUAAAACUAAAUUAUAAAAAAACUGAUGGGCGUAAUUAAUGGUGAUGUAAACUAACUUUUUGAAAAAUUAAGCUCAAAAAUAUAUGAUGAUAUAUGUCUUUUAGAUGACCAAAAUAAACAACAAUUAAAAGUUAAGGAAUCUUUUAUCAACUAAUUAAACAUUUCUUAAUAAAAUUAAUAUAGUCCUAAAUUUACAAAAAACUAUGCUUUAGAUAGUAUAUUUGAAGAAAAAUUACUUUUAAGCUAAGAAUUAGAUAAAUCUUAAAUUUCCUUAAUAAGCGAAGAACCCACAGUUUAUAAAAAUAAUUUAAGAGGUCUUUAAUAAGUGGGAAGUGUUAGAAAUUUUAUUAACAUAAGAGAACAUUACUAAGCUUAGAGAAAUAUCUAAAAAAACUCAAGUAAAAAGCCUCAAUAAUAGAUUUUCACCCCAAAAAUUUUAACUCACUUAGGUGAUGAAAACUUGAUCUAAUCUCAAAUUGAAGAUUCAAAUCAAAUAGUUGCUAUGAAUAAAAUUUGUUAAUUAACAAGCGAACACUUCUUCCAUAUAUCAAUCCGUAAAGCCCUUUCAAGUUUAUUUGUCAACCAAAUAAAAUAUGACUUAGCUAAAUUUUAUCUGCAUUAAAUAUUUAAGUGA
This is a messenger RNA of Tetrahymena thermophila SB210, 834 nucleotides long. RefSeq lists its product as hypothetical. The transcript has 2 exons. Lineage: Eukaryota; Ciliophora; Oligohymenophorea; Hymenostomatida; Tetrahymenidae. The record is from RefSeq and is a predicted model, not a curated record.